Messenger RNA from Suillus subaureus, 1158 nucleotides. RefSeq names its product Gti1/Pac2 family-domain-containing protein. Gene Ontology annotation, molecular function: DNA binding. The record is from RefSeq and is a predicted model, not a curated record. NCBI's taxonomy places the organism in Eukaryota, Fungi, Basidiomycota, Agaricomycetes, Boletales, Suillaceae. The coding region runs from base 200 to 1018 and encodes 272 amino acids. The transcript is spliced from 9 exons.
UUUACAUCAGAACGAGAGUUAAGAGCUUUCCUAUUCCAUUUAAUUAUUUAGUCUCAGAGCGCCCAUCCGAACUGAGCUGAUCACAUCAGGUGCUGUGCCAAGUCCACCAUUUAUCAUCCCCAGUCAAAGCCAUCACUAGCUGUGCGAGACAUUGCCACCGCCCACCUACUUCCUCUCACCCUCCCUCAUCAUACUCGACAUGCAACAGCAGCCCACUUGCACUAGCCUACGUGUGAGAUCUCCACAAGAUGCUCAGAUCAUCUUUCACGCCGUAGCACUUGGGGUCUUGCCCAUGGUCACCCGGCGUCUAGACACGGAGGAACGGCGUUCGAUAACUUCGGGUUGUGUUUUCGUAUGGGAGGAGCGAGGACCAAGCCCGGAGGCUACCGGGCUUGGGAUUGAACGAUGGACUGAUGGCAAAAGGUGGGGUCCAAGCCGGGUCCGCGACGAAUUUCUUUUCUAUCAAGAAAAAGACCCUGAACCAGUCGAUAUCGACCCAAACUCAGAUUCUGAUACCACGAUCGGAUCAAGUCCCUUGGCGCAACCUGGCGUGCCCCACGGAUCCGUGCGCGUCAGUUUAGUAAAGCAAACGUAUUCCGUCUUCGUUGAGACCCCGACGAGGGGACGCAAGAAAUGGCAUCUCAUCGCCUAUUUCACUCACGACAGUCUCGAUUAUCUCCGAACUGUGUCUGACCUUCCCGACCUUGCUCGUAUCGUUGUACCUCCAGGGAACUAUAGAAGCGCUCGGCACAAUACCAGCAAGCACAGUCGUGCUCAGCGAGAAGAGCGACCACACCCCUUCACCCCUCAAUAUUUUCCGUACCCCUCCCCUUCUCGGCCAGUGGCAGUGGUCCAGUCUUCCAAUGACGGCACACAAUUGAGUGACCACUCAGGGCGUGCACCGCCUCGAGAUGGCCAAGCGCUUGCACCCCUCACGUACCUACAAAACCUAGCUCCGCCGCGAAGGCACCCACUGGAUGAGGAAGCUCUGAUGGCUUUUUAUCCUCGCUUGUGUUGAACUUCCUAUUGUGUUUUCUUCGCACUGUUUUCAUACGUUAUUUUCUUGAUUUGCAAUCUGCAGCAGCCUAUCAGACCAAUCUCGUGUUGUGUGUACUUACUUGCCUGGGUUACCUACAUUUGGGUUUGCGAAUAAUUUGG